AUGGUUUUAACAAACAAAAAUAAUAUCAACAAGCCUAAGGAAAGUGAUAUCAUAACAAGUGCUAAUAGUUAUAAGGACUGUGCUAGUAACAAUAUAGCUAACUUCAUUAGUCCUACUUCUAUUAUUACCACUGAUUCACAUGCAAAACAUAUUACUAUAUCUGAAGAAUCAAAUACUAACAAAAAUGAUAUCAACAAUAAAACCAUUCCUAAAAUUGAGAAUGAAUUUGACAGGUCAAUAGCUACAGAAACACCAUAUUAUUAUCAAGUUGCAACACCAAGAUCGCCUCAUGAAUUCACCUUUUUAGAUAAACUUUCCAAUAAUGAGGAGCAAGAAACUUUUGAUGCUGAACAGCAUGCAAAGUUUCUUAUUGCUAAAAGAGAAAUAAUGAAUAAUAUCCAUUUAUAUAUGCUUCUAAGGUAUAAAGAUUGUCAUAGAUUGGAACAGGAUAUUUUACAUUGUAACCAAGAGAUUAAUUUACUAAAAAAACUUUACUCUGUGGAUAUUAAUGAUUUAAUCACAUCAUCGCAACGUCGUACAUGUACAAAUAUUAACACUAAUACCAAUAAAAAGCCUAAUUCCACAACUUUCCAUAAAGCAGCUGCUAAAAAGGCGACAAAAUGCAUCCAUAAGCCAAAGAAGGAUCAUAAGAAAAAACAAACUACAACAAUAAUGAAUAGCGGUGUUAUUGGAAAGACAAGUGAUGGCGUAACCGUUUUUAAAAGAGUAGAUGGUAUAUUAAUAAUAUUAAAGUGUGAAACUUGUGGUAAAGAAGGUUUUACUUCAGCGCAAGGGAUUGUAAAUCAUUGUAGGUUGAAACAUUCAAAAUUAUACUCUAGCCAACCAUUGGCAAUUUUAAAUAACCAAAAGAUAUUACCUAUACAAAGUAUGAAAAUAUUGGACAAGUUUAAUGAAUUAAACCUUGACCCACAAAAAAACUUUUUGCCUUUUGUUGCUGUUACAUUACUACCACUAAAUGCUACUGAUUCAUCGGAAGUUUUAGAUUCUAAACUUGAAUUAGUAAACAAGGAAGAUAGCAAUAACAGUGGUACUUGCGUUAUAUCUGCAGAUACUAGCAAUGCAAGCACUAUUUCCACUACCGGCUCUGAUGAAGUUCCUAAUAUUGAUACUACCAAUAGGGGAGCAAAAGGUAUUCUGCUGGGGCAUUUAAAGGAAAAAUUUCCCGAUAGCACAAGUCUAAUUAAAGACACUGUGGAAUAUAUCAAAGAUUAUGAAAAUGAUGCCAAAAAUACUAUUGAGUUAGAGAAGACUGCUGCCAAUGUCACUACUGAUAUAAAUGUUGGCUCCGGAAAAUUUGAGCAUAGGAAAUCUGAUGGUGAAAGUGUUACUAUAGAUCCCGAUACAAAAAACACUGGUCAUAUUAGCGAUAGUAGUAACAAUGAGCGUAAGGAUAGAUAUGGUGACAGUGCUUUACAUAACUUGAGAAAGAGAAGAAGAUGUUUACAUUAUAAUUUAAGGAGCAACAUCCCUUAUAGAUCUAAAAGAUGGGACGAUUACGAACUGUCAUGA
Molecule: messenger RNA, 1530 nt
Organism: Saccharomycodes ludwigii
Lineage: Eukaryota; Fungi; Ascomycota; Saccharomycetes; Saccharomycodales; Saccharomycodaceae
Gene: AHC1
Product: Ahc1p
Exons: 1
Coding region: 1-1530 (509 amino acids)
Source: RefSeq, a predicted model, not a curated record